This is a messenger RNA of Notolabrus celidotus (New Zealand spotty), 2793 nucleotides long. RefSeq names its product DEAH (Asp-Glu-Ala-His) box polypeptide 32b (gene dhx32b). Gene Ontology annotation, cellular component: spliceosomal complex; intracellular anatomical structure. Gene Ontology annotation, molecular function: RNA binding. Bases 314 to 2392 code for a protein of 692 amino acids. NCBI's taxonomy places the organism in Eukaryota, Metazoa, Chordata, Actinopteri, Labriformes, Labridae. The transcript has 12 exons. The record is from RefSeq and is a predicted model, not a curated record.
CCAAACAAGCCCCGGAUUUCUCACUAAUGAGUCGGGGGCGGAGAAGUGAGAUGAUGAAAAUGUUUGAUAGUUGGGAAAUAAACGCUUUUCUGCUAUCACGCCGUAAAGUUUAAAGAAAAUGUUUACACUGGAGCACUGUAAUGUCUGUUAGUACAGCCGCUGCAAAAUUCAGAUUAUUUUGGCAUAAAAUAUGCAGAUCAAUUAAGGAACCUCCCACGGUGGUUAGACCAGUUGACAUGCUACGUUUCUCUGGUUUUACAAAUUGCUCAGAGAGAGGAAAGAGCUGCCUGUGUGGAAAGCCAAGUGUGAAUUCAUGGACACUUUGGCCAAAGGACAGUUUGUUGUCGUCAGUGGCACUGCUGAAACUGGCAGGAGUUCACAAAUUCCUCAGUGGUGUGCUGAAUUCUGCCUGUCAGUCCAAUUCCAGCACGGCAUGGUGGUUUGUACCCAGAUUCACACUCAGCAGGCAGUAGAUCUCGCAUUAAGAGUUGCUGAUGAGAUGGAUGUCAACAUUGGCCAUGAGGUCGGGUACAACAUCCCUUUGGAAAGUUGCUGCGCUAACGACACAGUCCUCAGGUAUUGCACAGACGACAUGCUCCUAAGGGAAAUCAUGUCCGACCCUUUACUCGAGCGCUACGGUGUGAUCCUUAUAGACCAGGCCCACCAAAGGACUGUAGCCACCGAUGUACUCAUGGGUCUGCUGAAGGACAUUGCUCUGCAGAGGCCUGAGCUCCGUGUGGUCCUCCUCACAUCAGUCGAACCUGGACCCAAGCAGAUGAAGCACUUCACCGGGUCUGCGAUGCCUCUGAUCUGCCUGGAGAGCCUGGGAGCAGGAGAGGCGGUGUACAGUAGCACCGGUGACGGCUACUUCUGCGCCGCUCUGCGUCUUGUGCUGGAGAUCCACCGCUCCGGGGAGGGAGGAGAUGUGGUCGUGUUUCUGGUGACGAAGCAGGAGAUAAAUCUGGCCCAUGACAUCCUGUGUCAUGAGGGGAACAGUGUACCCCCUGACCUCGGCGAGCUCCAGCCCAUCACUGUGCACCCCGGCCAGCCUGGGAACCUUCCAGUCCAAGGGGAGGAGGAGACAAAUCGGAGCCGCCGAGUGUUCCUCACAUCCAGCCCCAACGAGGACUUCUUCUGGGCUGUGAACUCAAUAAGCUUUGUCAUUGAUGCAGGGCUUGAGAAAAGAUAUAUAUACAACCCAAGGAUCAGAACAAACUCAGUCAUCAUUCAGCCAAUCAGCAAAGGCCAAGCCAGGAGUCGAAGACAGCUGGCAGGUCCAACAGGGAAGUGUUUCUGUCUGUACCCAGAGGAUAGACAACUUCCUGCAGACAUCCGCCCUCAUAUUGUUGAGUCUGACAUCACUUCCACUGUGCUCUUCUUGAAGAGGAUGGAGAUUGCAGGUCUGCGUCAAUGUGACUUCAUCGACAGACAAGGCUUUGUUACAAAAAUAACUGGAAACAUCAACAACAUCAUCAAAGGUAUAAUCCGAACCUCUACCAUAGAUCCUGAAGGCCUCAUGCAGGCUUUGGAGGAGCUGGACUACCUGGCAGCUCUGGAUAACGAUGGGAACCUCUCUGAGAUGGGCAUCAUCAUGUCCGAGCUCCCUCUUGAGCCACAAAUGGCCAAAACUCUGCUCGCCUCCUGUGAGUUCGACUGUGUCAGCGAGGUGGUCAUCAUUGCUGCCAUGCUAACAGCACCAGCUUGCUUCCUGGUUCCCUCUGUGGACCUGAAGCCAGAGGCGACACAGUGUCACAUGAAGUUCCAGCACCCAGAGGGAGACCACUUCACCCUGAUCAACAUUUACAAAGCUUUUAAACAGUACCAGCAGGAUCCACACUGUGAUGUGGAGAAGUGGUGUCAGGAUUUCUUCCUGAACCUCUCUUCUCUGCUGACGGCCGACGCUCUGCGCGCUGAGCUCACUGACACUCUGAAGAGGAUCGAGCUGCCCAUCUCAGUACCUGCCUUUGGUUCUCGCAGCAACACCCUCAACAUAAAGAGAGCUCUGCUGGCAGGUUUUUUCAUGCAGGUGGCUCGGGAUGUGGAUGGAUCAGGGAACUACUUCAUUCUGACCCACAAGCAUGUCGCACAGAUCAAUCCUCUGUCCGCAUACGGAGCCAAGACUCCCAAACUGGGCCUGCCAGAGUGGGUUCUGUUCCAUGAACACUCGUUCUCUGAAGACAACUGCCUCCGCACCGUAUCCCACAUAACACCGGGGCAGUUCAUUGAGAUGGCGCCUCAGUAUUUCUUCUACAAUCUGCCACCUAGUGAGAGCAAAGACAUCCUGCAAAACAUUCUGAGUCACGGAGCAGCUCAGUACCACGAGGAGAAACAACCAACCUCUAAAGAAGAACCCCGGGAGGACCAGAGCUAUGACCGCUGUGUCGUACAAUGACUGAUUGAACCACUGCUCCCUGUAGUGCUGAUGAACUGACCAGCAGGACUUAAUGCACCAUAUUUUAGUGCAGGCACAUUGUCUGGAUAUGUGUUUUACUGAUGAUAAUAUUUUAUGUCAUAGAGGAUUCAUUCUCUUUUUUUUUAGCACCGGUCAGCCCUCAGUUUCAUCUUCAUACCUUGUAUUUAUAUUUGAACAAAGUGCACUAGAGUGUUACAGAAAAUCAGUGAUUGUUGUUCCUUUGUGGAUUUUGAGUGCACGGUUACUGAUGUUUGUUCUUGAUCCUCCUUUUCAACAAAAAAAGUGGUUUAAAUAACAAAAAAAACAUUCUCCUUCUUUAAAAAUGCCAUUUCUAGAUAAUAAUGCCAUCUCAAUAAAUAUGGUACUUGUUUCAAAAAGUG